AUGGCCGCCAUAGUUCUCAUGUUGCUUCGAGUAAUUCUGGUCCUCGUAGGGUACACGUUCGCUGCGGAAAACGGAAGUACCACUCGUUACUGCGAACUAGUUGACUCUCUUAUACCGGGCAGUGUGUCGUAUGCUGAUAACCCAGUGUACCGCGAGUCUCUCUCUUCCUACUACUCCGGUCAGGAGAGCGACCUGCGACCUGGUUGUAUUUUCAGCCCAAAGAGCGCGUCUGAAGUCUCUCUAUUCGUGAAGACAGUCACAUCCAAGCAAGAUUGCUCCAUUUCACCGCAGUUUGCCGUCCGAAGUGGUGGCCAUACAAUAUGGAGUGGAGCGGCCAAUAUAGACGGCGGGAUAACAGUUGACCUCAGAGCGAUGAACACACUGGAACUAAGCGAAGAUAAAACUGUCGCUUAUGUGGGUGUUGGGGGUAUCUGGAGUGAGAUAUACGCACAGCUUGUGCCUUACAAUCUUACCAUCAUGGGUGGCAGAGUGGCAGGCAUUGGAGUUGGUGGGCUCGCAACCGGAGGGGGCAUUCACUAUCUGUCCCGCCGCAAUGGCUGGGUGUGCGACAACGUCUAUAACUAUGAAGUGGUGCUAGCCAGUGGUGAAAUCGUCCAAGCAAGUGCUGGGUCAUAUUCAGAUCUUCGGUUAGCCUUGAAGGGUGGUUCAAACAACUUCGGAAUUAUCACCCGCAUCGACGUUCCUACCUGGCCUCAGGGACUAAUGUGGGGAGGAAGCCGAAGCCUUAGCGACUUUAUGAAGCCGGAGAAUUUCGACGAUGCAGCAGAUAUGGGUAUGGCUCUGAUCUUUCAGAAUCCUGGUAACGUUUAUGCAAUUGGAAAUUCACUUUAUUAUGUCGAAGCCGUGGAGAAUCCUGCCGUUUAUCAGCCGUUCAUCUCAAUACCGGGACAGGUUGGUAGACAACUCGUUUUUGCGAACGCUAGUACGUUUCCGAUCCAAGCAGGUGGUACUCUACCGCCGGACACUCGACGCGCGAUCGACAUUGUCUAUUCAUUCAAGAAUGGAGGGCCUGAUAUCUAUUCAAGUAUUUUCGAAUCCUGGGAGAAUGGGACUAAAGUCCUUGCUGCUAUUGAAGGGCUUCAGCUUGUCUUACUCAUGCAACCACAUCCAGUGACCAACGGAACGAACUCUCUCGGAUUGCCCCCAUCGGAGAAGGACAUUGUGCUGACAGUGAUCACUGCUGCGUAUGCCCAUCGCGAAGAUGACGAAAUGGUACAACAUGAGAUGCAGAGUAUCAUCGACAGCCAUGUGUCGCUGUUGAAGAGGCAUGGGCUUUAUAUCCCCUUUGAAUACUUGAAUUAUGCCGACAAGUCUCAGGAUCCGAUUGGGAGUUACGGCGAGGAGGUGAAGUGCCGCUUGCAGGAUGCGAGUAGGAAGUACGACCCGGACGGGGUCUUUCAGACGCAAGUUCCCGGUGGCUUCAAAUUAUUCAACUAA
Molecule: messenger RNA, 1458 nt
Organism: Neoarthrinium moseri
Lineage: Eukaryota; Fungi; Ascomycota; Sordariomycetes; Amphisphaeriales; Apiosporaceae
Exons: 4
Coding region: 1-1458 (485 amino acids)
Molecular function (GO): FAD binding
Source: RefSeq, a predicted model, not a curated record